GAUUGGCAGAGCCCAUUACAGCAUCCCUAGGCCUGAUAUGUUCCUCUUCUCACGUAAGACCAAGACCCCCAUCAGCACCUACACUGAUUCCUACAGAGUUCCUACCUCCAUCAAGGAGGUCUACAAGGACCCAUCUCUCCGCGUCUGGGAGGCCAAUAAGUCUGUGACCAGGGGCCUUACUCAGCGCAUGCAGCAGCCGGAGUGUUCUAACACAGCUCUGCAGAAGAUGGUGAACUGCACUGUGCAGGACUACCCCUUUAAAGACUCUUUCACAGGCCACCCCUACUUCCCUGAGAAAUACUGGAUCUCUCCAUUGGCAGCUAACAGAUGCCCCCCAAACUACCAAUGGGAAGACCAGUACAACCCCUGGAGAAUGGAGCCUUACUACUAUACCUGCUGGAACAAUAGAUACCUCACACGCCUUCCCCAGCUGCCCAAGAUGCCGGGGAUGGAGACAACGGGUGGAGGAAUGCCGGUGGAGUGUACCCGUAGACCGGAGCAACUCAGUCCUUGCGAGAACGAGGUGAUGGCGAACAUGCUGCACUCGCUGUCCCGGUACCAGCCGCUGCCGCAGAUCUCACCGCGAUACGGCUGCGUGGACCCACUCCGGGGUCGCAUGCCUUACCAGGGCUAUGAAAGCCCUUGUUCUGGUCGCCACUACUGUCUGCGUGGGAUGGAUUACUUAGUCGCCGAGGACCCCUGCAACGAGACCAGCCGGCAGACACUGCGCCCUCAGCAACCGAUUGAGUAUAUCACCGUACGAUCACCGGCCCGGAAUGCAGUGUGCUGUUCUGACGCCCCCGCCGUCAUUCUUCCCUUGUCCCAAUCUUAAAUGGGAAACAAGUCAUUUCAAGAAGACCAGUGGUGCAGAGAAAGACAACUAUGUAAUUCAUCCUGAGUUUACAUCAGAGAUCUAUCCUGAUGGCUGUUAGAACCCAAGGCUGGUGGAAACAAAG
Messenger RNA from Sorex fumeus (smoky shrew), 956 nucleotides. It is a transcript of the gene SPMIP6, whose product is annotated as sperm microtubule inner protein 6. Bases 38 to 832 code for a protein of 264 amino acids. The record is from RefSeq and is a predicted model, not a curated record. The transcript is spliced from 7 exons. Gene Ontology annotation, molecular function: alpha-tubulin binding. Gene Ontology annotation, cellular component: perinuclear region of cytoplasm; manchette. Lineage: Eukaryota; Metazoa; Chordata; Mammalia; Eulipotyphla; Soricidae.